This is a messenger RNA of Prunus armeniaca (apricot), 507 nucleotides long. The record is from the annotation of a GenBank genome assembly. NCBI's taxonomy places the organism in Eukaryota, Viridiplantae, Streptophyta, Magnoliopsida, Rosales, Rosaceae.
AUGGUUGGACGUGCUAGAGGUCGUGGACGAGGGAACCAAGCCCAACACAUAGAGAUGGCUGAGAUGCGGCAUAUGAUGGAAGACUUGUCGAGAGCGGUGCAAGCCCUCCAACGACAAGAACGCGCGGAUGCCUAUAUGGAGAUUCCGGAACGCAACCGCAGACCCUUACACAUACCGGAAGGUGGUGGUGAGGAUGAAUAUGAAGACGAGACUGACGUCGACAACCCUUUUCAUGAAGCUGGAAACCAUGGUGGUGGUCAUCGAGGUGGAUUGGAAGAGCGGUUGGUUCGUGCAUUGGAUUUGAAUGGUGGAGGAAUUAAAAUUGAAGUUGUUGAUUUCUAUGGAAAGAUGCAUGUUGAAGAUUAUUUGGAUUGGGAAGCAAGUCUAGAGAAUUAUUUUGAAUGGAAGCCUAUGGCAGAAGAUCGCAAGGUGUUGUUUGUAAAGCUUAAAUUGAAGAGUACUGCGCUUCAAUGGUGGAAGAGAGUUGAAGAGCAACGUGCUUGGUAG